Molecule: messenger RNA, 1752 nt
Organism: Chilo suppressalis (striped riceborer)
Lineage: Eukaryota; Metazoa; Arthropoda; Insecta; Lepidoptera; Crambidae
Source: the annotation of a GenBank genome assembly
AUGAGUAAGACGAGUGUGAAAUCACCUCCGUCUCCACCAUCAAAAGUUUCUUCUAAAUCGGCAAGUAUAGUCUCGCAAACCAAAAAUGAUUCGGACGAAGACGAAUUCAAAACAAAACCAGACUUUAUUUACGGUGGACCUUUUAUACCUGUGGAGAAACCUAGCCCCUUAUUGGGCACAUCUACACCGAUCAACAUGCCGCUGCAAGGCACUUUUAAAAAGAGUUUCGCUUAUUAUUCGCUCAUAGAAAGAUUACCCGUAAUAUUGACGAAAGUUAUAGAUUACUGUUCGAGGGAGGCGGCGUCAAUUAAAUCGUCAUGUGGUGCCUCCGAUCAAGACUUGCGCGCCUUCAUACAUUAUGUCAGCAAACUCAAAAAUGAUUUGGUCACAAACAAAAAGUAUGAUUUAUUGCAAGUGGACACGCCUGAAGCUAAAAAAUGGAACGAAUGGAUACAAGCGGCGCCAAACCAAUACUACUUCACAAAUACAUGGGUUUUCAGUGAAUGCUAUGUUUACAGGAGGCUAAGAGAAGGCUGUGAACUAAACAAAACUUUAGCUAAUUUCGACCCUUUCCAAGAGCAAAAGUCGCAAGCGUUUCUGGGCACUGUGGAACCGAUGUGCGUAGUGGCUGAUAAACUAGUGACAAUGUUACCUGAGAGCGAGAAGGACAAAAGAAAGGCUGACUUUAUCACUCUUAUCAAGAUAUGCUUAUGGGCAAACAAGUGCGACUUAUCAUUGUCGGUAGGAAACCAAGUGACAUUAAAUGGUAACGAAACCGUUAAUAGUGCCAUCAUGGAUCCGUUCCAGAUGAUAACGGAUCUCAAAGACAAGUUGCUUGUAGAUGACACUGCCAAAGCGGCAGACCAAAUAAUGACCAAAGCUGAAAACAUGGCGAAAGCUAUUGAAGGGGCUUCAGUAAGUAUAGAAGCACCGCCACCGGCAGCAGAUGGAUCGGAAGAACAAGAAUCGCCCAAGGUUCCUUGCCCGGCUAAAAUGACGAUACCACAAUACGUUAUGUUUGACAUCGUGUGUGACAAUGCGGGUUACGAACUAUAUGCCGACUUGUGCUUAGCCCACUUUCUUAUAUCACAGAAGAUAGUACAAAAGGUCAGAUUUCAUGUGAAGAAAAUCCCUUGGUUUGUGUCCGAUGUCACCCCCAAAGAUUUUAGAUAUGUAAUCGAGCAAUGCAGAAAAGCCAAUUUUAGCAAAACAGUACCUCAAGCACCUAAACCAGAUGCGGUUGAAGGCGAAUCUCCACCGCAACCUGUAGUCGUAACUGCGGACAACCUGCGGCGAAUCGGCGAUCAGUGGGCGCAGUUUCUUGAAGACGGCACAUUUAUUGUGAUGUGCGACGACUUCUGGACCUCCCCGCACAUAUUCAAAGACAUGAAGAAGUACGACUACAAUUUGUACCGUAAACUACAAUUCGCCGUCGCCGUAAUGUUUAAAGGCGACCUGAACUAUAGGAAACUAUUGGGAGAGAGGAAUUGCAGUUCUGUGCUUGGGUUCGAAGCCGCGUUACAAGGGUUCAUCCCAGCGCCGAUUCUUGCAGUGCGCACUGUGAAAGCUGAGAUCAUAUGCGGUCUGCCCAAAGGCAAAUGGGAUCAGAUCACGAAAAUAGACCCAGAUUGGAUGAGGACAGGCGAUUAUGGAGUUAUUCAUUUCUGCGCAAAGGCCGAACCACUAAAGGCAGCAGAAAGACCUUGCCCUGACUAUGGCGAUCAAUGCAAGGGUGUCGUCUGUCCAACAUAA